Molecule: messenger RNA, 4227 nt
Organism: Neoarius graeffei (lesser salmon catfish)
Lineage: Eukaryota; Metazoa; Chordata; Actinopteri; Siluriformes; Ariidae
Gene: ect2
Product: epithelial cell transforming 2
Exons: 26
Coding region: 333-3248 (971 amino acids)
Biological process (GO): activation of GTPase activity; nervous system development; mitotic cytokinesis
Cellular component (GO): cell cortex; nucleus
Molecular function (GO): guanyl-nucleotide exchange factor activity; GTPase activator activity
Source: RefSeq, a predicted model, not a curated record
UUGGCUCUGCGUUUUGAAUUCGGUGCGACGGACAAUGCUUUAAUUAAGAUGGACUUAAUGUUUAGACUCGUUUCAUAAUAUUGUUUUAACUUCUCGGAAAAGUUUUCCUUUCGGAGCCGAACGGAAGAAGACCCGCGUUUACUGCUGAGUGAUAACUUUGCUUUGUCUCGCUUGGGAAGUUAGUAGCAGAGUCUAAACUAGAAAGUGUGCUUGUGAUUGGUAGCUAAACUGGUUAGCUUAGCUUAGCUUUUAGCUGGUCAGCCAGCCAGCUGAACAUCAACCCCUUUACAACAUCCGCCUGGAGUUGAGCUCUCGAAUCGGGUCGUGACGCCAUGGCCGACAGCACUUUGGGGAUGGGCCGUAGCUUGCUGGUGGACUCGUCUGUCUUUGAUUCAAGAAUGGCCGAGACCUCCAAGGAGCACACUUUCCUCGGCCUGACCUCAGACGAUGCAGAGGAAAUGCUGCAGCGAGUGGAGACCAGGGUUGUACUGGUGGGGGAAGCGGGCUGCGACACUGCACUCAUAAAGGCGCUUGAGGCCAUCCGAAUAAUGGAAGUCCCGGUGGUCAAGAUUAAAGAAGGUCACCCGGGGUCAGAGUCGGGCGAGAAAUUAAUAAAAUCUAUAGUCAACAUGGAUAUAAACGUCCCCUGUAUAAAGACAGACAAUGUCAGAGAGUUUGGGGAUGGAGAAAACGCUGAGUACGAGACAGUCUUUGUACUGAAGGACUUCCAGUCUCCUGACUACAGCUAUUUAUACAAAAAUGACAACCGCAUUUUGGGCCCCCCUGUGGUACUGCAUUGUGCCAGGAAGCGAGAGCCGCUGCCAUUCUCAUCCCGUCCUCUCUACUCCACCACCAUGCUCAACUUGUCGCUCUGUUUCACUGGCUUCCGCAAAAAAGAGGAAGUGGUAAACCUAGUUAACUUGGUGCAUCAUAUGGGCGGGAUCAUCCGUAAGGACUUCAGCGCUAAAGUCACCCACCUCAUUGCCCAUUCCACUCACGGGGAGAAAUAUAGGUUGGCUGUGUGCAUGGGUACACCCAUUCUCACUCCAGACUGGAUCCAUAAGGCCUGGGAGCACAAGGAUAACGUCAAUUUCCACGCAGGCGAAGAGGAGUUCCGUAUGGCCUUCAAAGUGCCACCGUUUCAGGACUGCGUUCUGAGCUUUUUGGGAUUCUCUGAGGAGGAAAAAAGCAAUAUGGAGGAAAGGACGCUGAAGCACGGUGGCCACUUUCUGGAGGUCGGAGAUGAGAAGUGCACUCACCUGGUGGUGGAGGAGAACUCCAUUAAAGAGCUGCCCUUUGUGCCAUCGAAGAGACUGUAUGUUGUUAAACAGGAGUGGUUCUGGGGCAGUAUCCAGAUGGAUGCUCGAGCUGGGGAAUCGAUGUAUUCAUAUGAGAAGUCGGAGAGCCCGGCGAUGAAGAAGGCCGUGUCCCUUCUUUCUCUCACGACGCCCACGAGUAAUCGGAAGCGGCGGCGUCUGCGUGACACUCUGGCCCAACUCGCUAAAGAGACUGAGAUCUCGCCCUUCCCCCCUCGCAAGAGGCCCUCAGCAGAGCACUCGCUCUCCAUGGGCUCACUGCUGGACAUCUCCAACACUCCAGACACAUGCAAGUCCUUGGCAGAGCGUAGCGUGGAAGACAGGCAUAGACAUAAGAAGCCUGUGAAGAGAAGGCGAGAGAGGGAGAAGCAGAGGAGGAGUAGGACAGGCAGAGAAUGGCCCUUUCACUGUACCAGCACCCCACAGCAAGUCCCAGAGCAGGGCACACACCCUGAGCACUUGGAGCUUUCAUGCAACUCCUCUCCAGAGUCCAGAGAGAACUCCAAACCCUCCAAAAGCUCCACACCUGUUUUGCCCAAGCAGUCGGCAAGAUGGCAGGUGUCCAAGGAACUCUACCAGACUGAGAGCAACUAUGUGGAUAUCCUGGCUACAGUCCUGCAGCUUUUCAAGUAUCCACUGGAGAAAGAAGGGCAGGUCGGAGGCCCCAUCCUGGCUCAAGAAGAGAUUAAGACCAUCUUUGGCAGCAUCCCAGACAUUUAUGAAGUGCACACCAGGAUAAAGGCGGACCUGGAAGAGCUGGUGAUGAACUGGUCAGAAGACAAGAGUGUUGGUGACAUCAUUCUGAAAUAUUCCGGAGAGCUGGUGAAAGCUUACCCGCCUUUCGUCAACUUCUUUGAGAUGAGCAAGGAGACGAUUGUGAGGUGUGAGAAGCAGAAGCCCAGGUUUCACGCAUUCCUAAAGAUCAAUCAGGCUAAACCUGAGUGUGGGCGGCAGACGCUGGUGGAACUGAUGAUACGUCCUGUUCAGAGACUGCCUAGCGUGGCUCUCUUACUCAAUGAUAUUAAAAAGCAUACCUCUGAUGAUAAUCCUGAUAAAGUCACCCUGGAAAAGGCCAUAGAAUCCCUCAAAGAAGUUAUGACCCAUAUAAAUGAAGAUAAGAGAAAGACCGAAGGCCAGAAGCAAAUCUUUGACGUGGUUUACGAAGUGGAUGGCUGCCCUGCCAAUCUUUUGUCUUCUCAUCGGAGUCUGGUGCACAGAGUGGAGACCAUUGCUUUAGGAGACAAGCCGUGUGACCGAGGCGAAAACGUCACUCUGUUUCUCUUCAACGACUGCCUGGAGAUUGCCAGGAAGAGGCAUAAGGUGAUCAGCACCUUUAAGAGUCCUCUGGGGCAAACACGGCCACCUGCUCAACUCAAGCACAUCACCCUCAUGCCCCUGUCUCAGAUCCGCAGGGUGCUGGACCUACGCGACACAGAAGACUGUCAGAACGCCUUUGCCCUGGUUGUGCGGCCUCCUACCGAGCAGGAGAACCUCCUGUUUAGUUUCCAGCUUGCUGCUGAGGACACACUCAAGUCGACCUGGCUCAAGACUCUCUGCCGUCAAGUGGCAAACACCAUCUGCAGAGCCGACGCGGAAGACCUAAUUCAGUGUACAGAUCCUGACACCCUUCAAGUGAGCACGAAGGACAUGGACAGCACGCUGAGUCGAGCCUCCAGGGCAAUCAAAAAGACAUCAAAGAAGGUAACCAGGGCGUUCUCUUUUACCAAAACCCCCAAGCGUGUGAUCCAGAGAGCUUUCAUGGCCAGCAGUACCCCAGAUGAUAAGAGCCCUGGCACAGGCCUUGAUCAUAUGACUCGAAUGUCUAGCAGCUCCACACUGGCUGCUAUGCACUCGCCAUCGAUGGUCAAUCUGUCGUCUGUGUUCGAGAGGAAGUACCACACCUUUACCCGGUCAACCACUCACCUGAUCUGAUGUGUAGGAGUUAACCCGUUUCCUCACUCUGAUUAAACUAUACUAAAGAACUUCCACAUGGUGGUACAGUGCUGCUCAGAUCACUGCUCUCUGACUUCCAAAUGAAGGAUCAUUCUUGUAAUUUGUGUGUUUUCUUGUUACUAAUGUCAUAUAUUCUGCACUUUUUCACCUAACGGAGAAAUAUUAAUAACUGACUUUUAUUAUUUUAGAUAUAGUUUCACAUUAUUAACCAAUGAACGUAUUUCUUAAUGUUAUAUAGGGAAGCCUAUCUCAGCCAUUUAACUUUUUUCAGCUUUCAUAAAGCUACAAUGUACUUUUAAAUAUAAAUGGGUGACGAUUAGAAAAACGAUGGUAAGUCAUUGUAGUAAAUUGUUGCUCAAGUUUCACAUAUUGUAGAAGUCUGUGGGGAUUUUUUUUUUUUUUUUUUUUUUAAUUUUUUAAUACGGACCUGAUCAUUUGUUUUGAACAGGCAAAAAAGUGGAAAUGUGUAGUGUGCAUAUUUAUUCUCUAGAAUAAAACGUCUCUAUAUAUAGUAUAUGUCAAGCUGAUGACUUUUUCCUUUGUAUUUAUGUGUAAAUACGGUCUCUUUUUCGUUUGUGGUAGUGUCCUUUCCUCUGAUUGCGUUUUUUUUAUGUUUAUUGAAUGUCAUGUUUUAACUGUAAUGACCUUCUCAAACCCCUUACAAACAGUUACCCAUAUUUUAUACAAAACCUCCUUUUCUUUUUCUUCCUGUAUUGAAGUUGUCUGUCAUCUUUGUAAAUGGUCAGUAAUGAUUUUUGAGGAAUCGCUUUUAUGUUUGACACUUCAUUUACUUGUUUCCAAUAAAAGAUGGAUGUAGCUGAUGAAUGGGCAGCACUUCUGGGAUUGGAAACAGAGUUUUGCAAACAGCUGUCAAGAUGUUUAGUGCCAUUUAUUAUUUAUUUAUUUUUUCCCCCCCUGGCCAAACCUUUUAGAACAUCCAGCCGUCUCUAAAGCUUUU